This is a messenger RNA of Linum trigynum, 345 nucleotides long. NCBI's taxonomy places the organism in Eukaryota, Viridiplantae, Streptophyta, Magnoliopsida, Malpighiales, Linaceae. The record is from the annotation of a GenBank genome assembly.
AUGAAACGCCCAAUACACUUGCCUCCAUGGGACCUCCUCAUGCUCUCCGUCCACUACAUCCAGAAGGGUCAUCUCUACCAAAAACCCUCCGCCGGCUUGCACAUCGUCGAAUUCCUCCGCGGGUUGAACCAUGCCCUCUCCCUCACACUCUCCCACUUCUACCCACUCGUCGGCUGCCUCGUCACUUCCGAAUGCCCCUACGACGAAGGCUCCUACGUCGUCUCCCUCGAUUGUGUGAACAGACCCGGAGCCCGAUUGAUCCACGCCGUCGCGGAUCUGACCAUCUCCGAUGUCCUUUUUCCGACCUACGUCCAUCGUCGUCGUUCAAUCGUUCUUCGACCAUAA